Paramecium pentaurelia is the source of this 2436-nucleotide messenger RNA. The record is from the annotation of a GenBank genome assembly. NCBI's taxonomy places the organism in Eukaryota, Ciliophora, Oligohymenophorea, Peniculida, Parameciidae.
AUGGGAAUCAAAAUUUCUAUAUUUUUAUCUGCAAUAAUAGGACUAUUAUGUGCAUUUAAGAUAUUUUCAUACUUGAGUGUACCAUCUUAUUAAUCAAUCAUACACAUAAAUAGAGAUCAUGAUAUAAAAAUUUAUAGAGAUAAAUUUGGUGUACCACACAUUUAAGCUCACUCAUUAUCGGAUGCUCUAUAUGCCUAAGGAUUUGUUUAAGCUUAAGAUAGAUUAUGGUAAUUACACAUUAGAAAAAUGGCAUCUUAAGGCAGAUUAUCUGAAAUAUUUGGAGAACGUACUUUGAAAGUUGAUUAAUAUUUUAGAAGUUUAGAUUAUUUGGAUUCAGCAAGAAGAAUUGUUAAUUAAUUGAGUAUUGAAGGUUAAUAGUUAUUUUAAGCCUUUAUUGAUGGAAUUAAUUAAGGAAGAAAUUCUUUUACACUUUUACCAAUAGAAUUCUAAUUGACUCGUUCAAAUUUUAUUGAAUGGGAAAUAUAUGAUAUGAUAUGUUUUAUUAAAUUUAUGGCUUUAACAACUAUGAAUGAUUUUCAUUUUGAAAUGAUGAGAUCUUCUAUUAAAGAAUUUGAUUUAGAAACAAUUAAAUAUUUAACUGGUAUAGGACCAGAUAAUUUAUUUGAUAUUGAAACUACUACAAUAAAUUAAUAGGAAUUGAAAGAAUAAACUCAUUUAUAUAGUGAUGAAUUUUACAAUAUAAAAUCACCAUCAAAUAUUUAAGUUGCUGAUCUUAUGCAAUCCUAUAAAUUUUUAAUUGAUAAUGUUAUACCUUUAAGUGUUGGAAGUAAUAGUUGGGCAGUACAUGGAAAUUUUACUAAUACAGGUUAUCCAUUUUUAGCAUCAGAUCCACACUUAGAAAAUGGAUUGCCAUCUUAAUGGUAUUAAAGUACAACAACUUUCCCUAAUGGAGAAUUUAUAGCUGGAGGAGCUGUUGUAGGUUUACCUUAUAUAUUAUCAGGCAGAACAAAGAGUUUAGCAUGGGGAAUCACUAUUUCAUAUGCUGAUGUUAGUGAUUUAUAUGAAGAAUAAUUAAAAGAAAUUGAUGGGAAAAUGCAUUAUUUAUUCUAAGAAAAAUGGUAUCCCACCAAAGAGAAAGUUGAACUCAUCCGUUAUGAUGAUAAGAUAUAUGAAAUGAAAAUUCAUAGAACACAUCAUGGACCUAUCUUAAAUUUCUACUUUGAUGAUAGAGGAACAAAAACUAUCAAAUAAUUAGAAAAGACCUAUUCUUUAAGAUCAUUAAUAGAUAUUGAUGAUAAUUAUGGACCAGAGUAUUUUCAAUAAAUUAUAAUAUUAGAGCUAUGAUACGUUUUAUAUAAGGAACAGAUCUGAGUGAAUAAUUAAAGCUUCUUAAAAAGGUUGUGUAUCCUGGUUUAGGAAUGAUUUUUGCUUCAUAAAAAGAUAUAGCUUAUAUGAUUGUUGGAAAAUAAGUGAUAAAAUCAGGACAUCCUGAUGAUUAUGGUUUUAUAAAAAAAGGAUGGAAUGGAGAAACAGAAUGGCUAGGUUUCAUUCCUGAAAAUGAACAUCCAAUUAUAAUAAAUCCUCCUAAAGGAUUUGUUGCUACUGCUAACAAUAGAUUUUUCCCUAAAAAUGAAAAAUAUCAUACUAAUUGGAAUAUCAAUCCUACUGGUAGAGCUCAUAGGAUUUAUUAAGUUUUAUCUGAAAUUGUACCAAAUAAGGUUAAUUAUGAAUAAAUGAAAUAAUUACAAUUAGAUACAGUUGAUAGUUAUGCAAAAUAAAGUUGGAUAUAUUUUAAAAAAUUUAUACAAUCUGAAUAUUUUAAAGAAUAAAUGGACUCUUGGGAUUUCAAUUUAACUAUAUAAUCAAAAUAAGCUACUCUUUAUAUGUUAUUUGAACAUUAUUAUUCUUAAAGUUUUAAAAAUUUACCUCCUAGAUGGUCAUAAACAUAUAAUUUUGAUUCUUUCUUUUUCUUAGAAUUAACAAGAUUUAAAGAAAAUGGAAAAUGGUGUCUUCCUUAUACUUGUUCUUAACUUUUAAAUUAGGCAGUUGAUAAAGCUGUUGAACAUUUCAAAUAAUUACCAAAAUAAGAAUGGGGAAACAAUCAUAAAAAAUUUUAAGGACAUUUUACCUUUAAAGAUAAAUUUUUAGGUAUUUUUGAUAGAGAAAUACCAUUUGGUGGAAAUCGAAGGUUAUUUUAUAUAUUAAUAUUUUAGAACCCCAUCUGUAUCUACAUUAGAUAUAUCUUCAGUACCAUUUAGAGGUUUAGCUGGUGCAAAUUAUAGAAUGCUUGUAUCAAUGGCACCUGGUGAUGUUGGAUAAUUUAUUGUAGAUGGUGGUGUAAGUGGAAAUCCUUUGUCAGAACAUUAUGAUAAUCAAUUAUCAUUAUAUGCAGAAGGGAAAUAUAUAUCAAUGUAUCAAAAAUAAUUUGAAAAAUUAACCUUGCUCAAGAAAGUUGAAUAAAGUGAAGAUCUAUGA